AUGGCUCCUUCAGUAAUUGAUUUGACGAGGGACACUGGAAGGCCUAUUGACGUCUACAUCGAAGGGAAACCUAUCCCUAUGCCGAGGCCUCGUUUGGGGCGUGGAAUUUGGUUCAACCCUGCGACGAGGCAAUUGAAGGAGUUUUCUAAGAAGUUGCAAGCUCUGUUGCCUGAAGAUGGUGUUGUGUUUCCACGCGGUGAAUGCCUUGAGGUUAAUUUGUUCUUCUAUAUUCGAAGGCCUAACAGCGACUACGAUGGGAAUAAGCGAAUUAAUGCAUUGAAACCGGGGAGGGCUAAUCCUUUCGAGACAGUUAAACCGGAUAUUGACAAUUUGGCGAAGUUCACGUUAGAUGCAAUGCAGGGUAUUGUCUUUCAUGACGAUAGCCAGGUCGUUAAGCUACUGGUUUACAAGCUACGGGGCAAUGAGGGCGGUACCAGAAUCAAAGUUAGGACGUUCUAUGGACCAGAACCUUAG
Molecule: messenger RNA, 474 nt
Organism: Phaeodactylum tricornutum CCAP 1055/1
Lineage: Eukaryota; Bacillariophyta; Bacillariophyceae; Surirellales; Neidiaceae
Exons: 1
Coding region: 1-474 (157 amino acids)
Biological process (GO): DNA recombination; DNA repair
Molecular function (GO): magnesium ion binding
Source: RefSeq, a predicted model, not a curated record